Molecule: messenger RNA, 624 nt
Organism: Candidozyma pseudohaemuli
Lineage: Eukaryota; Fungi; Ascomycota; Pichiomycetes; Serinales; Metschnikowiaceae
Gene: MGE1
Product: Mge1p
Exons: 1
Coding region: 1-624 (207 amino acids)
Biological process (GO): protein import into mitochondrial matrix; protein folding
Cellular component (GO): PAM complex, Tim23 associated import motor
Molecular function (GO): protein-folding chaperone binding; adenyl-nucleotide exchange factor activity; protein homodimerization activity
Source: RefSeq, a predicted model, not a curated record
AUGGCCAGACCCGCUGUGGUCCAGCCCUUGAGGUACAACUUGGCCGCUGUCAGAUUCAACAGCACCAAGCCCGAGGGUGAGGCUAAGGAAGAGCCCAAGGAGGAGCCAAAGGAGGAGGAGCCUCAGGAAGACCCUAUUGUGGCCGAAUUGAAACAAAAAUUGGAGAAGAAGGACAAGGACUUGGCCGACAUGAAGAACCACUACGCCAGAGCCGUGGCCGACUUCAGAAACUUGCAGGAGACCACCAAGAAGGAGAUGCAGAAGAGCAAAGACUUUGCCUUGCAAAAGUUCGCCAAGGACCUUUUGGAGUCUCUCGACAACUUCGAGUUGGCCUUGAACUCCGUCAAGGAGGAGACCUUGACCGCCAGCGCAGAGGUGAAGAACCUUUACGAUGGUGUGUCGAUGACCAGAAACGUUUUCCAGAAGACCUUGGAGAAGCACGGCAUCGAGAAGAUGGACCCUAUGGGCGAAGCGUUCGACCCUAACCACCACGAAGCCACCUUCGAGAUCCCCCAGCCCGACAAGGAGCCCGGCACCAUCUUCCAUGUGCAGCAACCUGGUUACACCUUGAACAGCAGAGUCUUGAGACCUGCCAAGGUGGGCUUGGUCAAGGGCGAAAACUAG